AUGGGCGACAUAAAGCCCAGAGAGGUCCAAGCGACAUACCUCGAGAUUCCACCAAACAGCUUGAUCACUGGAGACAGGAGGGACACCGCUGCAGCCUAUAAUACUGGGGUAGGGAAGAAGCAGACGAUCUUCCCGCUCACCGGUAACUCACGAGACCACGCACUCUCCAACCCACUCUCAUCCCGGUCCUUCCUCGACUGCCUAAACCUGAAACGGGGCCCAACUACACAAGGAGAGCUAAUCCAAGAUGUCGACCGAAACAUGGCCUGA
Molecule: messenger RNA, 270 nt
Organism: Pelobates cultripes (western spadefoot toad)
Lineage: Eukaryota; Metazoa; Chordata; Amphibia; Anura; Pelobatidae
Source: the annotation of a GenBank genome assembly